Molecule: messenger RNA, 2106 nt
Organism: Aegilops tauschii subsp. strangulata
Lineage: Eukaryota; Viridiplantae; Streptophyta; Magnoliopsida; Poales; Poaceae
Product: RNA-binding KH domain-containing protein RCF3
Molecular function (GO): RNA binding
Source: RefSeq, a predicted model, not a curated record
GCUAGAGCCUUCACCCAGGGUGCAAAUCGCUUAUUAGCUCCCUUCUGUUCCGUGAGACUCAUCGACUUGUCGUUCUCUCCGUACGCCAGAUCUGGUACCCUUCUCCGGCGGCCGGCGCGAUCAUGGUCGGGCCUGGGCACCGGAACAGUCAUGGAAAGCGGCAGUCUGAUUAUGCUGAAAAUGGAGGUGUCAAGAGAAGAAAUCCUGGUGAUGAUACAUAUGCUCCUGGUCCAGAUGACACUGUCUAUCGCUACCUUUGCACGUCUAGGAAAAUAGGGAGUAUAAUUGGGAGGGGUGGAGAAAUUGCCAAGCAGCUGAGGAGCGAUACUCAAGCUAAGAUUAGGAUUGGUGAGAGUGUCCCUAACUGCGAUGACCGAGUCAUAACAAUAUUUAGCUCAAGCAGGGAGACUAAUACCAUUGAAGAUACUGAAGAUAAGGUUUGCGCUGCUCAAGAUGCUCUCUUUAGGGUUCAUGAGAAGCUUGCCACAGAUGAUGGUCCUGUGAACGAAGAAAAUGAAGAGGGUUUAGGUCAAGUUACUGUUCGGUUGCUUGUGCCAUCUGAUCAGAUUGGAUGCAUUAUUGGAAAAGGUGGGCAUAUCAUCCAGGGAAUCCGCAGCGACACUGGUUCACAAAUACGUGUUCUCAGUAAUGAACACCUUCCUGCAUGUGCUACUAGUGGUGAUGAACUUCUCCUGAUAAUUGGGGAUCCGAUUGUAGUUAGAAAAGCUCUUCUCCAAGUGUCAUCUCGCCUCCAUGGCAACCCAUCCAGGUCACAGCAUCUCCUUGCGUCCGGCUUAACCCAACCUUUUCCAGCGGGCUCCCGCCUUGGUAGUUCCUCUACUGCACCAGUUGUAGGGAUUACUCCUAUGGUUGGUCCUUAUGGACGAUACAAAGGUGAUAUGGUGGGAGAUUGGCCUUCUAUAUACCAACCACGGAGGGAGGUGAGCUCUGCAAAAGAGUUUACCCUGCGUCUGCUUUGUGCUGCGGCGAAUGUCGGAGGUGUAAUUGGAAAAGGAGGUGGAAUUAUCAAACAGAUUAGGCAAGAAUCUGGAGCUUUUAUCAAAGUGGAUAGUUCGAGUGCUGAAGGUGACUGCAUAAUUACAGUUUCGGCAAAGGAGUUCUUUGAAGAUCCUGUCUCUCCAACAAUUGAUGCUACAGUCCGUUUACAGCCAAGAUGCAGUGAGAAAAUUGAUGCAGAAUCGGGGGAGCCAUCAUAUACUACACGUUUGUUGGUGUCGACAUCACGGAUAGGGUGCCUGAUCGGCAAAGGUGGUUCAAUCAUUACGGAGAUACGAAGAACAUCGAGAGCAAACAUACGGAUCAUUUCGAAGGAGGAUGUUCCAAAAGUAGCAUCGGACGACGAAGAGAUGGUCCAGAUCAGCGGAGAUCUUGAUGUUGCAAGGCAUGCUCUUGUGCAAAUAACUACAAGGCUGAAAGCCAACUUCUUUGAAAGAGAAGGUGCUUUAUCAGGUUUUCCACCUGUGAUCCCAUAUCACCCUUUGCCUGCUAGCGUGUCUGAUGAGCCAAAGUAUCUAAGCAGAGACAAUAAGUCUGCUGGGCACGAUUAUCCAUAUUCUAGUGGAUAUCGUGCAUCAGACGAUGUGCUUCCUGUUGACCGUUAUGCAAAUUAUGGCAGCUCCCAGGUAUACGGAGGCGGCUAUGGUGCUUACAGUGGUGGUUCUGGCAGCAGCGGGUUAUCUGGCUCUACCUAUCUUUCAUCUGGAAAACGCUAUGGCUAUUAAAAUGCAGGUUGUCGAAUCCAACAGCUCAGCUCUCUUCCGAUGAACCUGUCCGUUUCACAUUUGCACCCCUGCCCAAUCCUUUACUGAAAACAGCCAAGACCAAUGAAGUUUGGAGCCUGCUUAUUGGAGCCCCUACCCAAACCAGAUGACUGAGAGUAUGGCCCAACCUGGAAGCUUUGCUUAAGAGGACCUGUCUGGAUGCCAUAAACCCUCUGAUUUCCCUAGUAGAAUACAUUUACUCUUUAUCUUUUCCUCCGGGCCUGUGUGUGAUGCCCUGCCGUAAAUGUUCCGAACCUAUGUAUUGGAAGGUCACAUAUAAGAAUCUGUAUUUGUUGUCCUAAAACCUGCUUAGUAGUUUGUGUGA